Messenger RNA from Miscanthus lutarioriparius, 1230 nucleotides. The record is from the annotation of a GenBank genome assembly. Lineage: Eukaryota; Viridiplantae; Streptophyta; Magnoliopsida; Poales; Poaceae.
AUGGCCGCUACAAGUCAGUCGACAUCUGCUCCAUUGGGUGUUCAACUGGGCUUCGAUGGACUGCUGCCCAGGUAUACUCCUUUGCUGGAUGUUCUUGUAUUUGGGUGCUGCCAAAUGAACAUGCACUACAAAGUUCCUUGGCCACCACCUGAUCGGACAUGGUAUGCUUACUGUCAAGUUCAGCAUUGGGGCCUGGUACAGAAAAUUGGGAUUCAUUUAUGGGAUAGUGGCAUUGCUCUGUCAUAUUUUGCUGUCGAUGCUCGUGAGACUCACAAUGUGUUUGAGAGCAAGGGAGAUGUGCAGCAGAAUCCUCCAGGGCCACCACCUAUAUGCAGCUGUCUUGCAGCUCACAGGCUUGAUAUAUUGCCACUUCCAUGGCCACCAGAUCCAUGUGAGAUGAUAGUUGACAGUGGUAUAGCAGCAUAUUCUAUCCUUGCACUGACAGAUUGCCAUUGCACGAGUGAAGCUGGAGGAGGGGUCAGUCGGAGCUUUUUGAUUCAUACAACACUGCCACCCUUGGUUCAGUCAACAUUUUUUUCGGGGAUUUUCCAACCCUUCAGGAACUCUCAACUUUCAGUAUGGGUCACUCCCAUGGCGUCAAUGGGCCAGCAGGUGUUUGAUCGUGGCAAAUACAUGGAGGCCAUUUUCAUGCAGUUACUGUUGCAGGCUAGAGCAAAUCCUAAUACUCCUGCUGAGCUGAGAAGGUUGCCAAUGGGGCUUGUUGUGCUGUGCAAGUGCAAGGAUGAAGUGGGGCUGCGGCUGCCCAAGCUAUUCGAUAAAAUGCAGCCUGAUGUGCUUGCGCUGUUGACAAUCUCUUGGCCUCCACCUACUUGGUCAGGGAGCUCAGUUCUGGGAACUAUCAAGCCAUUUCUGAAUCUACAUGAGUUUUGGCAGCAAAGACAUGUUCACUUGCAGUUUACAGGAUUGCCCUCUCUGUGUAUUUCGGAGCUAAAACCGAGGCCACCACCUACAGGCAUGAGAAAUGAGUUGCUCCAAGUUGACAGAACUUCAGUUUACAGAAGCUAUGGCAUGUUGGCUCAAAAUACAAUCAAUCAGGCAGCAAUGUUUCUAACGGGAGAUGUUGGAAAGUUGCUGGCUCAUGGCAAUGCAAAACUAGUAAUCAAGAGCAAGUGCUUGCUGAAAUUUCCGAUUGCCGAGGUGAUCAACAGGCGGUUAAUGAGUUUCAUUUGCUGGGAUCAGAGUACUGCAGUACUAUUCUGGAACAUCUGA